AUGGACAUUUUUUCCGCUAACAACGGCGGUACCUCCUCUCCGCCAUGGCAGCUUUCGCCUCCCCACGGGUCCCCUCUCACGCUCAAAUCCGCCUGUCGCUACCCUGAACGCACGUGUUUCAAGUGUGCCUCGCUGCUCACAUCCACUCACACAUCCGCGUCGGCAUCCACGUCGACGUCCACGUCGGCGUCCACGUCGGCGCCCACGUCAGCAUCCACGUCGGCACCCACUUCCCCCGUCGCUUACAAACGAGCGUUACCUUCUUCCACCUCGCCGUCAGCCCGCUCGCCUCCCGCUGCCCCAGUCGGCGCGCUCCCCGGCUCUUCCAGCCUUCCGCCUCCGCUCCUCCCAGUCAGCCCGCGGAGCGAACCCCCCUUCCGUCCCGCCUGCCACCUCUCUCUCUCCCCCGUUCGCCUCGCUCCGUUAUCGCCCUCGUUGCGCCCUUGUAACGUGAACUCCCGCUGCCCCUGCGCGAUCGGGAAUGACGGGAGGAGCAGCGGGAGCGACAGCGAGGAGGGAGGAGAGGAAGGAACCUGCGAGAGCUACUGCAGUAGCUGCUGCUUCUGCUGUGCGUGCGCCAGCAGCUGCGGCGCCAAUGGCGGCGAGACAGGUGAUUUCGCCCGGACCGGGGAUUGCGGCGGCUGUAACGGCGACGAAAACGAGCCGUGCAGCCCUCUGCCCGUCUCUUACGGCGGCCGCGGCUCGCUUCGCGCUGACGACGACUACAAAGACGAUGGCGGCGACGGCGAGAAAAACAGCAAUAACAGCAACGACGACGCAGUAGACGUCGACGGGAGUCACGGGUCCCGCAUAGGGGGCAACGUGAGAGGGAACGUUAGCAACGAGGGGGAUGAGGCGACGAAUCAGCCUAGCACGGAGCAGGUAGCCAUGGGAGGCAGUGGCAGCGCGGUUGGUACGUCUGCUGGCAGGAGCAGUGGGGGUGGUGGUACGUCUGCUCGUAGUAGCGAGUCUGGCGAUCCCUCUACCUCGUCGUCUCGUGCUCGCGGUUGCGAUGAUGCCCCGAACGCAACUACUGUCACCACCACAGCCGCCGCCGCCGCCGCCGCCGCGUCAGCAAGUGCGAGUCCUGCAAGGUUGUCUGGGAAGGAGCACGGAGGUGUGCCAGUUACCAAUGAGUACGGCGGCAGCCAAACCACACCUGGGGGUACAUUCUCUCAUCUUCACCCCUCCUCUUCCUCCGCCGCCUCCCCCUCCUCCCCCUCCUCCUCUGCGUCCACGCCAGCACCCUCUUUCGCCUCCACAUCACCGUUCGCCGCGUUUGUCCCCGUUACAGACGUCUCCAGUAUUCUCUCCGCCCCGCGGGCUCUCCAGCUCUCUAAAUCCGCCAAGAAUCUCGUGGCUGCCGCCUCCGGCCUAGCAGGCGCAAUCAACACGAGUGUGGGCGCCAUCAACACGAGCGCAAUGAGCGAUUUCCUGGCGACAAGUGCGAGUCACAUGGACAGGAUUAUGAGGCGCAGCAGCUCUGCAUCUGCUGUUGCUCCGGUUGUUACUCGCUCGACUGUUUCUGCUCAUGCUCAGCUGGCUGUAUCAGCUGAGGCUGUAACCGGGCAGGUGGGAGCAGGCCAGGCUGUAGCAGGCCAGGCUGUAGCAGGCCAGGCUGUAGCAGGCGUAGCAAGUGGGGCCGAAGGAUCACGUGGAUUAGGUGCAGAUGGCGCUGAUGCUUCUGCUGGUGCUGCUGGUGCAGCAGCACACAGCGCAUGCCAAGGCGAUCAACGGUGUGCAAUCGGCGGGGGAGCAGAUGGGGGGGAAUGUACGGAUAUGACUAGGGUGGGCAAUGGUGCUGGGGUUGCUGGUGGUAAGCGUGAAUUAGAGCAAAAGCGCGAGGCGCUGGAGGGCCUGCAGCAGGAGCAGCAGCAGGAGUGCCAGAGGCAGGAGCGGCAGCAUGAGCAUCGUGUGCGUUGGGAGGAGUGGCAGCAGAUGGCUGUCCGUUUGCAUGAGCAGAUACAACAAAAGAUGCUGACCCCAACAAAGGAGGGGGAGAAGGACAAGCCGAUCGUGGGGGCCACUGGUGGGGGACCAAACAUUCAGAGCGGGUCACUGGAGGGAUUGGCAGUAGCAGCAAGUGGCUGUGUCGCAGAUGGUGUUGCAGAUACGCACACAGGCCCUCCUGUUGCUGCUGCCUCAACUGCGCCUGGAGAGUGCACUUUAGAGGAAGGGCAUGUUUCAGCAGUUCCGAACAACUCGGGCUUGGAGACUUUGGGCUGUGAUGAGUCAGGAGCGGUCCUGGGGGAUGGCCGAACAGGUGUUGCUGAAGCUGGGGGUGGAGAUGGGGGUAGCAGCAGCCGGGUCGGAUGGGAAGUGGCUGGAUGGUUUCGUCAGGUGACAGGAUGGGAAGGCGCAAUUGGGACUGUUGGAUUGCCAUCUGAGCGGGCUGGGCUGCUUAGGACGAAUGGACUCCGCCUCCACUGGAAGCCCGCCGUCGGCAACAAGAUCGAGCUCGCCGUCGAGGCGCGCGUGGGAAGCGGCGCCGCCAAGGGCUGGAUCGCGGUAGGCUUCAAGCCAGGUGGCGACGCGGCCACCGCCGACGCGGUGAUUGGGCAAACCAGCACAGCUCCCGUGGCGGCAUACACUAUCUCACCCGACGGUCAGGUCAUGCUGACGAACACCUUCUCUAUCGGGGAUGCGACUCUGGAGCGGUCGCGCCUGCGCGCUGUUAUCCGCUUCACGCGGAAUAACGGCGACGGGGCUGUGCACGUGAAGGUCCGUGGGCAGAACACAAUCAUAUGGGCGUACGACAUCGACGGCGAGAAGGCGAUUAACUACCAGAACCGUCGAUCGGGCUCGGUCGUGGUAAACUUCGGCUGCGUGGGAGGCGCGCCUGCGGUCGAGAAUCCCUUGAACCCCAUUCCGGGCAGCAAUAGCGGGAUGGCCACUACCACUGUUCCUGGCGCGCCCGCCUCGCCCGCCGUGCCCGCCAUUGGCUACUGCCCCAAGUCCAGCCUUGCCGGAUACGCCUACUCUGCCAAUCUCGACGGCGGCAGCUUCGUGCUGCACUGGAAGCCUGUGCAGGGGCAGGCGAUUCAGAUGGCUAUGGAGGCCACGGCUGGCAGCAGCGCGUCUAACGGCUGGUUCGGCAUCGGGUGGUCGCGCGACGGGUCCAUGUCGCCGAGCUACUCGGUGAUCAAGAGCGGCUCGUCCCUGGCUGCGUACUACAUCAACGGCUACAAGCGCAAGAACGUGGCGCCCACGAACGAGAUUUCGCUCGGCACGCCGUCGCUCUCUCGCUCUGCUGCGGGUUCCCUCAUUGCGCAGUGA
This is a messenger RNA of Closterium sp. Naga37s-1, 3276 nucleotides long. The record is from the annotation of a GenBank genome assembly. Lineage: Eukaryota; Viridiplantae; Streptophyta; Zygnematophyceae; Desmidiales; Closteriaceae.